This is a messenger RNA of Pteronotus mesoamericanus, 2205 nucleotides long. It is a transcript of the gene LYSMD1, whose product is annotated as LysM domain containing 1. Lineage: Eukaryota; Metazoa; Chordata; Mammalia; Chiroptera; Mormoopidae. The record is from RefSeq and is a predicted model, not a curated record. The transcript is spliced from 3 exons. Bases 417 to 1100 code for a protein of 227 amino acids.
AUUUGUUCCCCUCCGGAGAGGGCCAGACCCAGGACGAGGCGGAACCGGGGUGUAGGGCGGCCGGAGGCCCGGCUGCGGGACUUAGGAGCAAAUUGAGCCGAAUGUUGAGAAAAGUGUCUAGGGUUCAAGGGUCAGAGGUCAGUGUCGCGAGUUGUAGAGGGUCAAAAGUCGGAGGGUUACUAGAGAGACUAGGUAGAGGCUGAAUACUAAAAGUGCAGAUUUGUGGGAAAGGGGUUUUGGAGGGAGGAGAAGCGUCGGGGGAGAGGGGUGUGUAGUGCUGGGGGAGACUUGGGGAAGAAUACAGAAAGGGAGAGGAAUCCCCUGGUUAUCCGUUCCCAGUCCCCGGGUCUGUCACCGGUAGGUCAGUUGGCCUGGCGUCCCGCAUUUGUAAACCCAGCUGCCGGCAGGGUGAAGAGAUGGCUUCUCCCUCUAGACAGGAUCCCCUCGGGGGGUCAGGACUGCUUCAGGGGGGCCGGGCUCGUUCUUAUGGAAGCCUGGUGCAGUCCGCUUGCUCUCCAGUGAGGGAAAGACGUCUGGAGCAUCAGCUGGCGCCCGGAGACACCCUGGCUGGACUGGCACUCAAAUACGGGGUGACGAUGGAACAGAUUAAGCGUGCAAACCGCCUUUAUACUAAUGACUCCAUCUUCCUGAAGAAAACCCUCUACAUCCCCAUCCUGACAGAGCCCAGAGACCUCUUCAAUGGUUUGGAUUCUGAGGAAGAGAAAGAUAGAGAGGAAGAGAUACAGCCAAGUAAGGAUGAAGGCUUGCCACACUCACCAGGGAGGAAGAAACAAGAGACAGGUCCAGGACGUGCCAAUGGUGAAGUCCUCCCCACACCUAGCCAGGAACUCCCCACUCCCAUCCAUGACCUCUCUGCCUCUGAUUUCCUUAAGAAGCUUGAUUCACAGAUCAGCCUGUCAAAGAAGGCUGCUGCCCAGAAGCUGAAAAAAGGGGAAAGUGGGUUACCUGGGGAGGGCCCAGGUCCUCGCCGGAGCUCCCCUGGGAUGCAGCAACGAGCAGUCCUAGGUCCCGUGCCGCUGACCCGGACCUCUCGAACCCAGACACUUCGAGACCAGGAGGACGAAAUCUUCAAACUCUGAUGUCCCCAGAGCUGACUGAGAGAAGCAAGAUGGUGAAAGAGCAACUUGAGGGGGAAAGGAGCCUGAGGUGAGGCUCAAGAACAUGGCUUCCCAGCCCGCCUCCCUCACUCCUGCCCAGCCUCCUUGUCCAUCACGUGAUCCUCGCCCUGGAGCAGUUUUGAUUGGCAAGAGUAGGGUUGGGGAAUAGACCCCUUCUCCGUUCUGGGGCUGAAUCUAGAGGUGUCCUUUAGAUUCAGAAAGUUCUUUUUACAUCCCUGCUGCCUUUCCCAUGCCUUUCACCAUUCCUUGGCCUUAGAGCAGGAAGGCAGGGACGCCCCCAGCCCCCAACUUCCUCCCCAUCUUCAACUAUGCUGCCUAAUUUAUUUGGUGCUAUACUGAAGUAAUAUUUAUUUGCUGUAUUUUAUUCUUUCCCACUCUUAGCUGAAAAAUGAGUUUUUUAUAGCCCUGGUGUGAGGUAAGCCUGGGAACAGUGAGCCAGGGACUGCCGGCUGCCCACCUUCUUCACCGUCUUAGCCAAGCCUGUUGAGGAUGGGGCAGUCAGUGAUCAAGCCCAUCACAGGAGCGGGAGGCUGUGCCAGGCCUUUUCUUCAAUUUCAAAGUAAAGAAUUUGGGCUCAGUCUUGACUGACUAGUUCACUAUGAUUUUUUCACAGCCUUUGCUCUGAGGAAAAAAAGCAGUGAUAUAGGUACCGGAACUCCCCAGUUCACCCUUCUAACCUGCUCCUCUGUUCAGCCUGUGUGAGGCUAAGGGAUGGAAGAAGUGCCCUGGAGUUUGAAGGGGAGGACAGUUGUGGGAAUCUUCCUGUUAUGCCCCCUCCCCACCAGAGCCUGUCAGUCUAUGCCUUGCUCCUCGCUGCGUAUUUAUUUGCAAUUUGUAGCGUUGAUCUAUGGCACAGUGCUUCUGAGUUUCUUAAACAGAAGUAGGCAAGAGAACCCCAAUGAUACUGGAUGUAUGCCUGAGUGGUGAGAUAAGUGGUGUUUAUAUACCUCUGUGAUGAUCAUAAGAUAUAAGAAGCUGGAGAGAUUAAACACUGAGCCCUGUGCAUGUUUUAGUAGUUUUAUUUCCCAUGUGACUCUCUCCCGCCCCCACCCCCUCUUCCUGUUCU